Messenger RNA from Pieris macdunnoughi, 489 nucleotides. Lineage: Eukaryota; Metazoa; Arthropoda; Insecta; Lepidoptera; Pieridae. The record is from the annotation of a GenBank genome assembly.
AUGGGUGAAAUAGACGACGAGACAAGAUGGGUAGCACAAGCAGAACUAAAUUCAAUAGACAGAUUAAUCAUCUCAUGGAAUGGGAAGGAGUGGCCCUAUAAAGGCGGAUUGUUGUCCGGAUGGCGGAUCACAUCUUUGGUGGGUACUAUGGUAUCUAUGGCUAUAGGUCGGUACAUUAUACAGAAGAAUAACAUCCCUGGAGCUCGUGCCGUUGGCAUGGGUGAUGACAUCAUCUUAGCCUCUCCUUUAUAUGGGCUUACACAGGAGCAACUCUUCGACAGUUACGCAGAGACAGGGUUUAACAUCAACCUUCUAAAAACUAUAUCGGGACCAAUAGGUGAGUUCCUACGUCAGGUAUAUUCCCCCAGAGGUGUAAUAGGUUACCCUUGUUCUGCUAUGGGUGCAGUGCUAUACGCUCCCCCUUGGCUAGACAGAUAUAGUUUGGAUAGAGAGCAGGAAGUAUCGAAGAAUUGGAGGUGCCGGGGGUAG